AUUCUCCCUUUCAUCCAACAUUCUCUUCAUCCUCGCCAUCUUCAUUCUGUUUCCCCUUGCUUUUUCUUCUCAUUUUCGUAUUCUUGCAAAAAAAAUCAAACGAUAAUCAGCCGAGAAACAAAGAAAAGGCCAAUUAACAACCUCAAAUGUUAGCUGAAACUUAUCCCCAUAAUAAUUUAUUAUCUCAUAGUAGUAAUUUUCGUAACAACAUGGUUCACUCCGUGCCCAAUAUGUCAUCAACUGCCGUUAACGACGACGAUUUCGACGUCCGUCAAAGUAGUUUCUCGGCCUAUGACCCCAAUCGCCUUAGCGCCGAGGGAUCUCCUACGAUGUUGUCACCUUGGAACCAAAGUUCUCCUUUUAAUAAAUCCCCUUGGUACAAAUUUGACGAUGAUGUUCCGAAAAACAUACCACAAAAUGGACUCAUUGGCUCUCUUGUUCGUGAAGAAGGGCAUAUUUAUUCUUUAGCUGCAAAAAAUGAUAUUCUUUAUACUGGUUCAGAUAGCAAGAACAUACGUGUUUGGAAAGAUAUGAAGGAAUUUGCUGCUUUUAAAUCAAAUAGUGGUCUUGUUAAAGCAAUUAUUAUCUCCGGCGAGAAGAUUUUUACGGGUCAUCAAGAUGGAAAGGUACGAGUUUGGAAGGUGCAAUCGAAGAAUCCCAGUAAUCAUAAACGUGCAGGGAGUUUGCCUACAUUUUUUGACAUUUUCAAGGCUUCCAUUAAGCCCAGCAAUUAUGUGGAGGUAAAGCGUAAUCGGACAGCCCUUUGGAUCAAGCAUUGCGACGCAAUUUCAUGUUUGAGCAUGGACCAUAGCCAAGGCCUUCUCUACUCAGCUUCAUGGGAUAGAACAUUUAAAGUAUGGAGAGUUGAUAACUCCAAAUGUUUAGAAUCAGUUAAAGCCCAUGACGACGCCGUUAAUUCGGUAGUAGCCAGCGUAGACGGAAUCGUUUAUACCGGUUCAGCAGACGGAACCGUCAAAGUUUGGAAAAGGGAAUCCGUAGGAAAAACCGUAAAUCAUGUUUUUGUACAAACACUAUUGAACCAGGAAAGUGCAGUGACGGCUCUAGCGGUUAAUAAAUCCGGUUCAGUAGUUUAUUGCGGUUCUUCGGACGGCGUUGUGAAUUUUUGGGAACGUGAAAAACAGUUGUCUCACGGUGGAGUUCUCAAAGGGCAUAAAUUAGCGGUUCUUUGCUUAGCAAUUGCUGGGAAUUUGGUUUUCAGCGGUUCAGCAGAUAAAAAUAUUUUUGUUUGGAAAAGGGACGGUUCGGUUCACACGUGUUUGUCUAUAUUGACCGGUCAUAAUGGACCGGUGAAAUGUUUAGCGGUCGAGGAAGAUAAGGAGUCGACCGGAAGUGAGGAAAAAUGGGUGGUUUAUAGUGGAAGUCUUGAUAAAUCGGUGAAAGUUUGGAGUGUUUCAGAAAUGGCACCUAAUUUGCAUCAUAUGGCCAUGAAUAAUGGUCAAGAAGAUGUAAGCUGGGAUUCAAUCCCAUCCGCUAAAUAUUCAUCAGACGGUCCAAGUAUAUGACACGUGUAAUGAAGCUGCAUUAUUAGUCCAAGGUGGUCUUAUACACCAUUAAUCGCACAGAGAAGAAGAAACAUUAACGAAGGGAUUAUGGUGUAAAUAAGGCAAUUCUGAUUGUGUAAAUUUCUGGUACAAUGACUAUGUAAUUCAGGGUAGGAAUGUGGAUCAAUAACUUCUUUCUUACAAUUUCUUAGUUACUUAUACCACUUUCCUGUAAUAGCACUUAAAUUUAUUUACUUUACAAAGUUUUAUUCAUCU
Molecule: messenger RNA, 1778 nt
Organism: Nicotiana tabacum (common tobacco)
Lineage: Eukaryota; Viridiplantae; Streptophyta; Magnoliopsida; Solanales; Solanaceae
Product: protein JINGUBANG
Molecular function (GO): protein binding
Source: RefSeq, a predicted model, not a curated record